GUGGAGCCAGAGCUGCUGGUCCGUGGCAUCAAUGCGGAUCGUAUCUCUACUUUCAUGGCCAAGAUACAGGCAACACAUAUGCUUCUCUUACAAAUUCGAGACGGCCAUGAAGAUGCAGGCUUCUGGACAGCAGCGGAUCUUCCAGGUUAUCCUCGACGUCAGUGGUCCGCAGAACAGCAAGCUGUACUGACCUGGGUCCAAGAAGGCUUAACCAUCAGCGAUGCCGCAGAAAGCCGCAACCGAAUUCUCCAAGUAUCAGGCUCACCCGGCACGGGUAAAACCGAAGUUGUCAUCGCAGCAGCCAAGCUCGCACUUGAUGACGAUUGCCGGGUGCUUAUUGCCGGACCUAUUGGACUGUUGGUCGCCAUGUAUCGCUUGCGACUCCCUGCCAAUGACCGCCUGACCAUGGAGACCAUCCAUUCUGCUUUCAAGCUCACUCGGCCUGCAGACGCCGCCUACAUCCCGCCAGGCAGACUCCGGCGCUACGACGUCAUCAUCUUUGACGAAGUUUCACAAAUAGACGGUCAAGUGUGGGACGACCUGAAGACAGCCCUCGCUGAGUUACAUCCCGGCCCGCUCGUCUUGUUCGUCGGCGACUUCCAGCAACUCCAACCCGUUCAUGGACCGCCGCAACUACAGCUGGAUCUGGAUGUUCAAGUAAGUGAGGGCACGGUGGACCGCAUCGAUCUCAAGAAUCACAACAUGGCGAGGUCUAUAGAUCCCGGCAUGCUGGCCUUCCUCCACCAGGUUCGGGAACGGCAGCCAAGCAGACGUGAGCUGCAGCAGUUCUUCGCCGGCAGAAUCUGGGGCCAAGCAGAAGCCACCGCCAGAGCAAAGGCAUGGGAAGACCAGACCGAGAAGAGCUUCACUUUCCUCACCGGCGCUACGCUCGAAGGAGUCGGAUUGUGGUUCGACCGACGCUUGCCCGACAGAGGGUAUGCGUAUGUCGGAGUAUCCCGUGCAAAGCUCCGGGACUCUGUCUUCCACGUAGGAAAACUGCGGCAGACAGACUGGCUGCCAGUAGGAGAACCGACAGAAGACGAGCAUACUCACUUGUCCAUUUUCAGUGAGUCUUCUAACAACGAAGAAGAAGAGUCGUCGGAACUGGAGUCGCAGAGUCCAGAACCUUCCUCCGGCGACUUCGACCGAUCCGCUGAUGAGUGA
This is a messenger RNA of Symbiodinium necroappetens, 1164 nucleotides long. The record is from the annotation of a GenBank genome assembly. Lineage: Eukaryota; Dinophyceae; Suessiales; Symbiodiniaceae.